AUGUCAUGGUCAGCGGUGCAUGACACACCCUGCAGACAGUCCGCGUCGCAAAGUCAGAAAACUUCAACUCGACGAGAUCUUCAUCCCGAAUCCAAUUUAGAUCUUGUCGGCGAAUAUUUGUCCAAGGUGCGAAUGGGGCGCCGUGCAAUAAGCGGCACAUGGAACAGUAGCAAAAUGUCAUGCCGUAUGCUGGUUCGGAGCUGGAGUAUGCAACUUGGCCGCAGUAGCAGCCGCCUUGUACUGCUGGUUUUGUCAUUAUGCGAUUUUAUGCGUGAUGGGGAGUUUGCAGGUCAAUUUGGAUGA
Messenger RNA from Pochonia chlamydosporia 170, 303 nucleotides. RefSeq lists its product as hypothetical. The record is from RefSeq and is a predicted model, not a curated record. The transcript has a single exon. NCBI's taxonomy places the organism in Eukaryota, Fungi, Ascomycota, Sordariomycetes, Hypocreales, Clavicipitaceae. The coding region runs from base 1 to 303 and encodes 100 amino acids.